AUGUCGACUGUUUCAUCUAACAAGAACAAACCUGGUAGACCACCAAGCUCGCUAAGCACCAAUUUAGCUGCAAUCCAAUCUUCUGAAUCUGAUAUGCUAUCUGUAUCCAGUAGACAACGGCAAUCCAAGAAGGAUGAGGCCAUCCGUAAGAAAAUCGAACAGGAAUUGAUGAAGAAGAGGGGUGGCUCUACACGUAUCAAGCAAACCAAGAAAAUCGCAGGUACAGUAUCUGCUCUCCGGCCUGCUCAGGCACUUACUGUGAGGGAGACCAUUCUCGUCAUUGAGGCUGCUCAAUUGAUGGCAGCAAAGAGAAGCGACUGUGUAUUGGUGGUAGAUGAUGAGGAGCAUCUAAGCGGUAUUUUCACUGCAAAGGAUUUGGCUUAUCGAGUCGUUGCAGAUAACUUGGAUGCAAGAGCAACUACCGUGGCUGAUAUCAUGACUAAGAACCCAAUGUGUGUCACUGCUGAUACAUCUGCGCAAGAUGCUUUGAAUUUAAUGGUAUCCCGUGGUUUCCGUCAUUUGCCUGUUUGCAAUGAAGAAGGUGAUAUUUUUGGCUUGCUCGAUAUCACCAAAUGCAUUUAUGAGGCAUUGCACAAAAUGGAAAAGGCUUACGGAUCUUCACGCAAGCUGUACGAUGCAUUGGAGGGUGUGGAACGUGAAUGGGCAAAUAGUCCUGUGCAGUUUGUGCAAUACAUGGAGGCAUUGAGGGAUAAAAUGUCCUGCCCUGAUCUAACUACGGUGCUUGAUCAAGCAGGCCCUGUUCAAGUCAAUGUCAAAGCUCAGGUUCGAGAAGUCGCUAAAUUGAUGAAGGAAUACCAUACUACCGCAGUUCUGGUCAUGGAUCACGGAGGUUUAGCUGGUAUCUUUACUUCCAAAGACAUUGUAUUGCGAGUCAUUGCUGCUGGCCUUGCUCCUGAUAACUGCUCUGUUGUGCGUGUCAUGACGCCUCAUCCAGACACAGCACUCCCAUCAACAAGUAUUCUGGAUGCUCUCAAGAAAAUGCAUGAUGGCCAUUACUUGAAUUUACCUGUAUUGGAUGAAGACAGGAAUAUUGUAGGCUUGAUUGAUGUUCUUAGACUGACAUAUGCUACUCUUGAACAGAUCAACAGCAUUGAAGGUAAUCAAGGGGAUGGUGGUAAAUUCUGGAGUAGCAUUGCGGCAGGUGAUCAUACAGAGACCGAGUCAGCCAUCUCUGAUUCACUUUCUCAAGCUGCUAAUUCGCACAUGUUUCAACCCUCCUCGCCUCAAUACGAGCACUCUGCUCGCUUGUCCUCAAUCUCGCCCAUGCCCGGCCAUGCUCCUACUUAUACUGGUCUAGGUUAUGCUGCUGAACUCACUCCUGCAGAUUCAGCCUCAGUAGUUCACGACGACAAUCAUUCAACCGUUUCCUCUCACAUCAACAACACCUUCUCUUUUAAAUUCAACUAUGGUAACAAAACGCAUCGACUUCGCCAUGAUAGCAGCAACUUUCAAGGUUUGCUAGAGGCCAUCCAACAAAAGAUCAUGGUCGAGCAUUUGUCAAUUUCACAAUCCUACAUUGCUGUUGGCAGAGAGAGCGAUAAGCAUGAUGAAGACUGGCUCACAGUGGCCUAUUUGGAUGAUGAAAACGACCAGGUCCUGAUGACUUGUGAUUCUGAUCUGGCUGAUGCUGUGCAAAUUGCCAGAAAAUCAGGACUAGAUCGUGUGCGUUUGUUUGUCCAUGAUUCGCUUGCUGAUGCUGUUGCAGAACAACAAAAGUUGCAAAAAAAGCAGCAGGAAGAGGAGCUGGCAAACUCGAGUCAAUUCAUGAUAGAUGCGCCCGCAAGCCAACCUACGACAUUGGGCCACUUGUUGGCAGCCACCUCACCUGUAGCAGAAAACAGAAAAUUGGAAGAUUUGAGCGAGGUUGCAGAAACAGACAAGGAGGAAGACGAUGAAGAAGAGGAUGAGCCAGUGAUUAAGAACAAAAAGUCGAGAUCACUGUCUUCCUCACACACAAUGAAGAAGAGAGACAUUGCUGCUGAAUACAACUUACCUAUUCCUCAAGACAUGCUGUUGCCUGCAGCCAUUACAUUCUUGGGUGUCGUAAUUCUAGGUGUAUUUACCAUUUCCAAACUGACAGGUGGUUCAAAUACCCGUUAUUAA
Molecule: messenger RNA, 2124 nt
Organism: Mucor velutinosus
Lineage: Eukaryota; Fungi; Mucoromycota; Mucoromycetes; Mucorales; Mucoraceae
Exons: 7
Coding region: 1-2124 (707 amino acids)
Molecular function (GO): protein binding
Source: RefSeq, a predicted model, not a curated record